GUAGUGAUGGUAUUGUUACUGCUGCUGCUGUUGGCGGUGAUAAUGUUUUUGCUGUUGCUAGUGAUGAUGAUGAUGAUGAUGGUAUUACUGUUACUGCUGCUGAUAUUAGUGGUGAUGCUAUUAGUGGUGAUGGUGUUCAUGAUGCUACUGCUGUUGGUGAUACUGAUGGUGAUGCUGGUAUAAUUGAUGAUGCUGCUACUUAUUUUUAUAAAGAAAACUUAAAGUUCAUUUAA
This is a messenger RNA of Funneliformis geosporum, 233 nucleotides long. NCBI's taxonomy places the organism in Eukaryota, Fungi, Glomeromycota, Glomeromycetes, Glomerales, Glomeraceae. The record is from the annotation of a GenBank genome assembly.